UAAACUACCUAACUUCUCCCUCAAAAAUUGACUGUAAUUUUGUCAUGUACUAUGUAGUUCCUCUUUAAUUCUCCAUAAAUAAGUAUUUGAUUAUAUUAAAAUGGUUAAGAUUUGAAAUAACAAGAAAACGUGAAAGAAUCAUAAACACUUUUCGAUCGUUCUAAAACGAAAACAUGGUUGUUUAUUAAUUAAUUUGUUUUUAUGUCUAAAAGGGAUGUCUUACGUCUUCCGCCUUGGAAGUUACGAUGUGAAUGUUUGCAACGAUCAAAGGAAUUGAUUUAAAAUUGAAAUAGUUAGUUAUCUCUCUGUGGAAUUGAAGUGAAAUUUAAGAAUGGUGGUUAUAUCUACGCCCCAAAUGGACCAGUUUAUAUUACUAAGAGGUGUUGUUAUAUAGGAAUUUUGAUAUUAAACAUGAGGUUAAAAUCAAGGAAAGGAGAAUCAUAUUAUUUUUUGAAGUACAUUUUUUGUCCCACAUAAACUGUUAUGGGGUUGCCAUGGCUGUCGCAAGUGCGUUCUUUGCACUUAGCCAUAAUAGCACUAACUGGUUCACUAAUAUUAUAUUUCCUCCAUGUAAUAACAUACCAAUCACCUCUAACGUUGAUGUCGCUGGAAUUUUCAAAAUCUGUGAACCUCUCAACAUCAUCAGAAAUAGGAUUAACUCAAAACAAAAACGAAACGAAUCCUAUCAAAAAUAACGCAAGCAAUCGCUCAACGAUUGCUUCAAUAGAAGGAGCCCAAUCUCAACCAGAUUUAACCAAAGGGAUCCCAGCGAAAGUAAUUUAUGAAAGCGGUUACCUUCAAAUACCGUUAAAGCUAUGUCCAGAUCAAGGUGUAGGUAUACAGUUAUUGGUGAUGGUAACUUCCGCUCCAAGUCACGAAAGCGCGCGAAUGGCAAUCAGACAAACUUGGGGUCACUAUGCGACGCGAAGAGACGUUGCAGUUGCCUUUAUGUUGGGUUCCACGUCGAAUGAGACUUUAAGAACGCAAAUUGAAAGUGAACAGUAUUUGUAUCAGGAUAUAAUUCGUGGAAAAUUUGUUGAUACGUACGAUAAUUUAACGUUAAAAACGAUAUCUAUGCUCGAAUGGGUCGAUUCAAAUUGCCCGAAGGCGGCCUUUGUACUUAAAACGGACGACGAUAUGUUUAUAAAUGUCCCGAAACUAUUGACAUUUGUUGGGAAACAUAAUCCCCAAGAUAGGGCGAUUUACGGUCGAUUAGCGAAAAAAUGGAAACCGAUCCGAAAUAAAAAAUCCAAGUAUUAUAUAUCUCCACGUCAAUACAAGCCUUCCGUGUUUCCCGAUUUUACCACAGGUCCAGCGUAUUUAAUGCCAGCCCGAUUGGCGAAAGAACUAUACAACGCCGCUUUAACGCAGCCCUAUUUUAAACUAGAAGAUGUAUUUGUAACGGGAAUUGUCGCAGAUAGCCUAAAAAUAAAACGCGUACUCGUUCCAGAAUUUCUCAAUAAACGCGUUUCAUUUACACCAUGCAAUGUGCAAAAGGGUAUCAGCGUUCACAUGGUGAAAGGCGCAGAACAAUAUGAACUUUGGAAGAAAUUAUUGGAUGGAUUAACCAAGUGCAAGUAACCGUCAUCAUUAUCUUAUCCCGGCCAUAUUAUCUUAAUUGGUGCUACGCAUGAAUAUAUGUUUAACUCGUAGCAUAUUAGAGUUUCCGUUUGUGCCUUUCAAAAAUAAUACACUAAAUCUAGUAGUGAAUCAUACAAGAGAAUGAAUUUAUAACACCAAAUAAAUUCGUUCAUUUGGUGAUUUUUCUAUAUAGACCAAUUUCAUUGUUGUUUUCUCAGUACAGAUAGUUAACUCGAAUUUUUACUCGUUUAUUUCAAAGUAAUUAGUAGCGUAAGCAUUUUUACAAUGUCAUUAUUACUACACCUUUUUUUCACUUAUAUAUAUAAUGUAAAUAUAUAUAUGUAUAAUAUAAUAUAAUAUAGUAUCUAUAAA
Molecule: messenger RNA, 1953 nt
Organism: Onthophagus taurus
Lineage: Eukaryota; Metazoa; Arthropoda; Insecta; Coleoptera; Scarabaeidae
Product: beta-1,3-galactosyltransferase 5
Biological process (GO): protein O-linked glycosylation
Cellular component (GO): Golgi membrane
Molecular function (GO): hexosyltransferase activity
Source: RefSeq, a predicted model, not a curated record